AUGGAACAUAUAUUUUUGAUUCUUUUACUGUUUAGUAAGGCUUUACCAGUUGGAGCUCAAUUCAAUGGAUACAACUGUGAUGCCAACUUUCACAGCCGCUUCCCCGCGGAAAGGGAUAUCAGUGUGUACUGUGGGGUGCAGACCAUGACCCUCAAGAUCAACUUCUGCCCCGUCCUCUUUUCUGGCUAUACCGACACUGACCUGGCCCUUAAUGGUCGCCAUGGAGAUGCCCACUGCCGCGGUUUCAUCAAUAACAAUACUUUUCCUACUGUAGUCAUUUUUAGUAUCAGCCUGGCAACGCUGGAGUCCUGUGGCAAUUCCCUGGUGGUCUCCACUGCUCAAGGACCAAACGCUUAUGGAAACCUGUCACUGGUGCAGAUUGGAAACAUAUCAGGGUACAUCGACACACCAGAUCCCCCCACCAUCAUCAGCUACCUGCCAGGUCUGCUGUACAAGUUCAGCUGCAGUUACCCGCUGGAAUACCUGGUCAACAACACCCAGCUGGCCUCGUCAGCAGCUGCAAUCUCAGUGAAGGAAAGCAAUGGUACUUUCAUCAGCACGUUGAAUCUACUGCUUUACAAUGAUUCAUCAUACGUUCAGCAGCUGUCCAUCCCCAUGGCAGGACUGACCCUGAAGACGCGGGUGUUUGCAGCUGUUAAAGCUGCUAACCUUGAUAAAAGAUGGAACGUUCUAAUGGACUACUGUUACACCACGCCCUCUGGAAACCCUAACGAUGACCUCCGCUAUGAUCUUUUCUUUAGCUGUGAAAAAGACCCCCAGACCGCCAUCUUUGAAAAUGGGAAGAGCCAAAUGGGCCGCUUUGCCUUUGAAGUAUUCCGCUUUGUAAAGCACAAGAACCAGAAGAUGUCCACCGUCUUCCUGCACUGUGUCACCAAACUGUGUCGGGCUGAUGACUGUCCAAUGCUCAUGCCAAUCUGUGGCAGCAGAAAAAGGAGAGAUGUCUCAGAGGGAAAGGAAUCAAGCGCUGCAUCUGGGAAUGCCGUCCUGACUGCUGGGCCUAUCAUCACUCGGAGUGAUGAAACGCCAACCAACAACUCUCAACUGGGUAAGCCUUCACCUCCAGUGUUUCAGAUGAACACAGUGACAAGUGCACUCAUCUCGGGGGUGAUCAUCCUGGGCGUCAUGAGUGUUUGCUUCUUCAUCUUCUCCCUCACCCUCCUCAAAGGCAAAAGCGCUCCUGUCAGCACCCUGUCUGGAGUCCGCAACCCAGCUUUCAACUGAACACCUGGACCCAACUCACUGCAGACACUCCUUCACAACUGACAAUGCUAAGCGAGGGGCAAGAAACAUGAUGUAACAUGAUGUUUGUGCAUGUAGUCAUUUAAAAGGAGAAUAAAAGCUAAAUGUUGAUUUAGAAAACUGU
Cottoperca gobio is the source of this 1384-nucleotide messenger RNA. RefSeq names its product zona pellucida-like domain containing 1a (gene zpld1a). Bases 1 to 1242 code for a protein of 413 amino acids. Lineage: Eukaryota; Metazoa; Chordata; Actinopteri; Perciformes; Bovichtidae. The record is from RefSeq and is a predicted model, not a curated record. The transcript is spliced from 10 exons.